Messenger RNA from Volvox carteri f. nagariensis, 681 nucleotides. RefSeq lists its product as uncharacterized. Bases 1 to 681 code for a protein of 226 amino acids. NCBI's taxonomy places the organism in Eukaryota, Viridiplantae, Chlorophyta, Chlorophyceae, Chlamydomonadales, Volvocaceae. The record is from RefSeq and is a predicted model, not a curated record. The transcript is spliced from 4 exons.
AUGUUUUCUGCAGGCGCCCUAGAGGGCCCCUGCAGCAACAUACGCCGGGAGGCCCCCGCUGCAGGCGGGUACCUGUGGACCGCUGACGGUGAUGACGCCAGUGAUGAUGAUGAGGAUGAUGACGAUGACGAUGAUGAUGAUGAUGAUGAUGGCGACGACGAUGGCGAUGACGAUGGCGAUGCGUGCGGGAUUUGCAGCGUGGACAGCGGCCCUGGCGCAGGCUGUGGCGCAUUAAGCCAGAUCCAGAUCCAUCGACAGCAGGUCCGCAGCCACAUGGAAUCAUCUACGGAGCUGGCUGCGGCCAAAGUUGCCCUGGAGGUGGUGGUUGGCUUGGGUUUCAGGAGCCGCGGGAGGGUGGUGGUGGGCCGCAGGGUCGCACCCUCCGGCUCCCUGGGUGCACCUAACGGGCUCCAUCUGGAGACCGAACGCACAAAGGGCUUCAGGGUCCGAGCGCGUGGUGCCCGUCGUGGCUGCGUAGUGUUGCCGGUCCUGGUCUCCAUGCCGGGUAUCCUUAGUGCGGUGGUGGUGGUGAUCGUGGUGGUGGUGCUGGUGCUGGUGCUGCUUCUGCAGAAAGGCUGGGUGGUGGACCGAUGUACGGCUCUGAGCCCCAGCUGGAACCUGCUGAAGGCUGACCAUCAAUGCCGCCGGGUUUUGUUCUUCUACUGCCGCUGUUGCUGCUGA